UCUCCGGUCAAAAGCAAAAAACUGCAAAAGUCAGGCACUUCAUCCGUCCAGCUGGAACAGGUUGAGCAGGAAGCUCCAUCAAGCACCGCUAGUACGCUUUUCACAUGCCCAGAAGAAGGCUGUAUUAAGACUUUCAUGCGACACKCCUCCAUGAUGCACCAUUUGGAUUGCGGGAAACACCAGCGAGCACUAGAGSGCGAGACACUGUAUGAUCAGGCUGCUAAGGAAUAUGCAGACCAGCUUGAAGGAAAAGCCACUUUACAUCCACAACCUGAAGAUACCCGUUCUAGAGCCUCAGGUGUGGGUGGGUGUAAAGCACCAAUGGGAUGGGCACUCAAAUCACGAGGGACARCAAAUGCCAGGUUUUCAGAAAAACAAAAGACUUUCCUCAAAGACAAGUUUAAAAUAGGAGAAGAGACGGGAGUGAAGUCAGACCCAGCAGUAGUAGCAAGAGCAAUGAAAGUAGCGAAGGACCCUGAUGGCAACUUGAUGUUCAACAGCGACGACUUUUUGACAGCAAAACAAAUUACUGGUUUUUUUCUCAAGGCUCUCCGCAAAGAAAACGCUUCAUGACGAUCUUAUAGAAGAUGUAGAAAUUGCAGUUCACGAAGCUGAAUUAGAUGCGUUUGUGAAAGAAGCCGAACAAGAGCUUACUCUGAAACAUCCAAUUAUCUUUGAAUCAUAUAACUUAUGUGAACUCUAUGUAAAGAAGAAAUUGAACACAUUUUCAAUCUCCGUUUUAAUCAACAUUUGUACGGAGUUUGGGAUUGACAUUACAGACAUAAAAUCCAAACGAGUAAAGAAAUCCUACGUCUCAAA
Exaiptasia diaphana is the source of this 819-nucleotide messenger RNA. RefSeq lists its product as uncharacterized. Lineage: Eukaryota; Metazoa; Cnidaria; Anthozoa; Actiniaria; Aiptasiidae. The transcript has a single exon. Bases 136 to 573 code for a protein of 145 amino acids. The record is from RefSeq and is a predicted model, not a curated record.